Molecule: messenger RNA, 7049 nt
Organism: Pelmatolapia mariae (spotted tilapia)
Lineage: Eukaryota; Metazoa; Chordata; Actinopteri; Cichliformes; Cichlidae
Gene: st8sia1
Product: ST8 alpha-N-acetyl-neuraminide alpha-2,8-sialyltransferase 1
Exons: 5
Coding region: 581-1588 (335 amino acids)
Biological process (GO): oligosaccharide metabolic process; N-glycan processing
Molecular function (GO): alpha-N-acetylneuraminate alpha-2,8-sialyltransferase activity
Source: RefSeq, a predicted model, not a curated record
UGGAGGGAAGCUGAGUGGGCUGACUGGGCUGGUUAACUUACACCGCAGACCCCCAGAGCAGGACCUGGGCGAUAACGCGCGGUGAUCGUGGUCGUGGGGGUCGAGAAAGAGAUCCAGGUGGAAAGGAGUGGAACAUACAGAAUCGGGAUGCAGCAGGACGCGGGGUUUGGAGGGAACACGCGUGCCUCCUCACGAACCGCGCGCUGUAAUGGAGAUGGUGAUGCACCAAGAACAGAACAGCAGAUUCCUGCAGAGCCACACACGCUGCCCCACAGCCCCGCGACCCAGCGCCAGCCGUUGCAGGGAUAGACGCUGCCGCUUCUCGCUGUUAAAACCUCGCCAAGAAAAAAACGGAUUUCCAAACUGAUGUUUGAGCCAAACAACCGGAUAACAGACUACCUUGCUCCUCCAUUCAUACCCCCACCGCGUCUGCGGGAUGAGACGGGGAUUCGGGACGGACAGAGAGACCUGCUUUGAAAAGACUGCGUUUCACACCACAGGCUUCGCUCUGCUGGUGGUUUUGAGAAACAAAUAAGAAAAAAAGGAGAGGGAUAGAGGGAAAAUAAAAUAAAAGGGAAAGAUGUUUCUGCGAUGCUACCGGGCCAAAUUGUCGGCGUGGGCCGCUCUGUGCGUGCUGGUGCUUUGCUGGUUUUACGUUUUCCCCGUCUACAGACUGCCGAGCGAUAAAGAAAUAGUGGAGGAGGUGCUGAGGCAGGGGGAAGACUGGCAGAAGAACCAGACCGGCAUCGAUUUGUACAGGAAACUGCUGUCAGAAUGCUGCGAUCCGAAGCGGAUGUUUGCAGUGACCAAGGAGAACUCCCCUGUGGGCAAAGUCCUGUGGUACGAUGGCGAGUUUUACUACUCGCACACCGUCAACAACAACACGUACUCUCUCUUUGUACAGGAAAACCCUUUGCAGCUUCCCCUGAAGAAGUGUGCGGUGGUGGGCAAUGGCGGCAUUCUCAGGCACAGCAAGUGUGGCAGGGAUAUCGACCAGGCCGACUUUGUUAUGAGGUGUAACCUUCCACCGAUCUCAAAGGAAUAUGCGGAGGAUGUGGGCACAAAGACACAUCUGGUUACAGCCAACCCAAGCAUCAUAGAGAAAAGAUUUCAGAGCCUUCUGUGGUCAAGAAAAGAUUUUGUGGAUAGUAUGAAGGUCUAUGGCUCGAGCUACAUCUACAUGCCUGCGUUUUCCAUGAGGCCUGGCACAGACCCAUCACUGCGGGCAUAUUACACACUGGCAGAUUCCUCCUCCAACCUCACAAUGCUUUUUGCCAACCCUGAAUUCCUACGCACAGUGGGUAAAUUUUGGAAAUCCCACGGUGUGCACGCCAGGCGCCUAUCCACAGGGCUCUUCCUGGUGAGCUUAGCCCUAGGACUGUGUGAGGAAGUCACAACCUAUGGCUUCUGGCCGUUUUCCGUUGACCUGGAUCAGCGACCGGUCAGCCACCAUUACUACGACAACAUCCUGCCCUAUAAAUGGUUCCAUGCCAUGCCUGAGGAGUUUGUCCAGCUUUGGCAUCUGCAUAAAAGCGGCACUCUUCGUGUGAGGGUGGGACGUUGCGCCCCUCAGGAAGGAGGAAGUUAGAGCGCCUUGAAAAGUGAAGCGAUCGCACACAGCUCGAAUUUAUUGGUCAUGAAGAACCUUUAGUUUAUGAAAGUGCCGGAAGUUUACAUGAAUAAAUAAAUUUGUGCUCGUAUUCCUGCUGAAGAACCUUGGCACUCCAUCUGUCUCCCUACGCAUUCCUGCUGUAAACCCCCAAUCCCCACCCCCACCCUGGCCCAGCUGAUCCCUAAUUACUAUGAGAAUGUCCUCCACCCAUAUGAGCCACACUAGGGAAAAAGGAACACAGUGACACAUGCAGGCACGCACUCACACAGCGUAACAUAUUUACACAUUCCUGAAACUAGCCAUAUCUACCUGUGUUUCUGAAAUUGUGUGUGUGUGCAUGGUUGAGUGUCUGUAUGGAAAGCAUCAUCUGGGACUAAUACAUGUGAAAGUGUGGGAGUGGAUGGUUGGGGGAUGGAUUUUGUGCACUGACUGUGUGUAACUGACAGAAGGGGCAGCUGGAGCACAUUCCCCUCUGGGACUUUGUUAAUCAAGAAUAAAAGAAGUGGAGGGCGGAAGGGGGGACAAAAAAAAGACUGAAAGACUAGAGAUAAUGGUAGUUCCUAGUAACUUGAAUAGAAGCUAAAUUUAAUAGAGGAAGGGAAAAAAGUAAACUUUGAAGUUGAGUCAUUAAAAGCCGUCGGCCAAGAUUUUAAAUAGUCUAAAAAUUUUACGUUUGAACCUGGACCUCUCUUCCACUGAAGAUUACCAAAUUCAGUUUCCGAGGGUCCGAAGUCCAUCAUUAAAAUGUCUUAGCUUCACUUGCUGUCAUCUGCAUUUUAUCCUCGUCAAGCUACAUCUUUUAUUGUUGGAUUUAAAUGUAAAUUUCUUCUAAGGAUGUCAGCUUUAUCUAAUAACGAAAACUCAAUUGAGUGAUGAGGUGAAUAAGAUGACUCUUGAUACAUAUUCAUACUUCAGAGUACACUGGAUUAAAACAGGUGCUCUGCUGUUUAUGUCCCUGUUGCCAGGAUAGAUCAAGGUAUCAUUAGCUUGAUCAAGGAGGGCUUUUUUUUUCCACCACUCACAUACAUGUCUAACUCAGGGUGAACAUGCUCCGAGUUGACUGAACUAAGUGUUAUCAUCCUUUCUAGAGCCAAGAACUGAGUUUUCCAUCUUUUAUUUAAUCUGUUAGACUCAGAGUUUGAUGAAUCUGUCUUCUAGAACAGGACCAAGGGGAACAUGGGAAAAAACUAGAAGUCACACACACACAUACACACGAGGGGGGGUGAAGAAAGAAGAUUAAAAGUUGUGUUUAUAGAAAGAUUUUUCUCUGCUUUCCUUUAAACAAGCACUGGGGUGCCAAAUAGAGCUUUAGUUCAAAGUAAAAGCCAUUAGAAAUGUUGUCUUAAGUACGAUAUUCCCUAGAAUGUUUAGCCAAGAUGCAUUUUAACCUGGUGUUCAAAUGGUUUUCUUUGCCAAAUGGGAUUUUUCAGGACUAUGACAAUUAUUUUUUUUAAGGUUCAUUGUCAAGGGGAAAACAUCUAUAAGCAAAAAUGAACAUUUGCUAAGUAGACAAAAUGAACACACACACAUAAGUACCUCACCUUUUAUUUGACUCUAAUCAUCAAUGACUGAAUCUUUGGUACGUUUCAACUGCUAUCAGAACCUGUAGACCAAAAGAAGAAAAAGAAAAAUGCACAGACAGUGCAUUUCUUCAGAGGGGCUGCUGGAAAUCGUCUCUUGGUAACUGUACUAUACUUGUCAAGUGCCAACAGUGGUCUCUUUGAUACAUGAUGUUGAAUUGAGUGAGGGAGUGACAGAAAGAGACAGAGAAAUCCUGUCACUAAGUUACAUUUCAAUCAGUGUUGUUUUUUUGUUUUUUUUAUCAUUACCUGAACUUAUAAGGUAAGUUUUGUGAUUUAUUCAUGCCGUUAUUGUCAUUUUACAUUGUAGCACAGGAAUAACUGAGCCUGUUAGAACAGUUUUUUUUUCUUUUUGUUUGCACAAGGGAAAAGUAACCUGCUGACACACAAGCCAACACGGCAUAUGUUUGUGUGGACUUGCAGCCCUUGCGGAUUGAAAGUGGUGUACUUGUUUUGAAAGAGCUGUUUCUUAAAAAUGCUGUAAAUGCUAUUUGAGAGUGAUAAAUGUGAUCAUGACAUGCUGUUAUUUAGCAACAAAGGAUGACUAACUGGCAAGUGCAUGGAGUGUACCACAAUACUAUAUUCCUCUGAGUCAAAGUUGAACUAUGUUCAUAGGUUUGUGCUUUAUGUUCUUGUCCAUUCUGAUACACUGAACAAGGUCCAGUGCCUUUAUGCUCUACUAAGGCGAAAAUAAUAAUUUAAACAAGGGAUAUUUCUAAUGCUAAUCAUGUAUCUUGAUUUUCUUGGCUAAACUUGGAUCAGUUGGACGAUAUGUGAUAUGUAAUAAUGGCUGAUGAUAUGUAAAUGUAACUUAAAAUGAGUUGAACACAUAGCUAGACCAUGUUAUAAUUUGAAAAAAAAUAUGUCUAGUCAAAAUACAUCUGUUGCUCUAUAAGACUUUGAAUUUGGCUGAAAUUAGCACUGGUCUAGGUAGGUGAUUUAUUACUUUCUUGUACUUUCUAUUGGGAUGUUUCAUAUUUGCACCUUUAUUUCAUGUUGUGUUUCCUGUCCAGUGUGGUGAAUGAAUGAUAUGUGACAUAUUUGAACUUUAGAAAAGCAUGACGAUCUUUGAAUACGUAUGUGCAUUUGGUACCCAGAAUUUUUAUGCUGUGAUGCAAGUUUUCAUUUGAUACUAUGAGUGAUUUGAGCAAGUGAAAAGACUAUAAGCAAAGCUGCACUCGUCUGUGAAAGUGAAGUGAAUGUUAAUAUGUGUCCAUUAGCAAAAUUGCAGGUCUGAAACCAGUUAGCUAGCCCUGUACUAAAACACCUAUUUCACUAAACUGAGGGGACUCUAUCACUAAUUGUAAGAAAUCUAUGAGAAAUAUAAUUUAAAACAAUUUUCUUGUUUUCUGUGGAGUAAAUAUUUAUCUACAGAAAAGUGUAACUAGUAGCUUAGUAUACAGCUACAUAUCCCUGGCAAAAUCACACCUUGUCCCAUUUAACUACCCAAGAUAAAACUAAACUGUGCAAUUUCUGAAGUAGCAACAAUACUAGACUUGGUCUGUUGCUUGUUGCAGAAAGUUGGGGGUAAAAACAUUAUAGGGAGAAAACGCAUGAUACUUGCAUCCUAAAAAGUUGUUUGUUUUUUAAUGAAAUAGGUUUCCAAUUUUAAAAUGUGGCACAAUGAAUUUGACAAACUCUAUUCUAAAACUCUUAAUUAUCAGUGUUGUUAAUUUUAUAAAAGAAUUAAGGGCGUUUGUUUUGAAAAUUACAUAUAUAUUAAAGCAUAUUAGUCUACUGUUAAGAUACAGCUGGCUUUUAUUUUGAAAAUCCAACACCCACUUGGCCUUUCUGUUAAUCAUUGUCAGGGUUUGAUGCUGUAGACUAAUUUCCAUCAGUAUGUGUAUGUGAGAAAGAGGAAGACAAGAGCAACUUUACAUUGUGAUUGGAAACUAGAAGUACUUUUGGGUUUCCCAUACAUAAAUCAACCAGUCGGAUCAUGUUUAAUCAGCAUGUCAGCUGUCAAGUUGCUUACACUUGUGUCAGUGACACAGCACUUAAAUGUACCAUUGUGAUUGUAUUCUGUGUAACUGAAAAAAAGAGACGGCUAGUGGUCAGAAUAACAGCUAAUAUUAAUAUUUAUAUGUAAUGUUCUUUUAUGUUAACCAACCCAAAAAGUGACUUUACAGAUCUGUGUUUGGGUUUUGUUUUUUGUUCUUUUACCCCUAGUAUUAAAAAUUUUAUCGUUUCUGGGUUUCUUCAAAAAUUGCAACAAAUUAUGAAAUAAUUUACUCUUAAACUAUUCCUAGAUUGCAAUUGCAAGUAAUUGCCUCACACAGAGGAAGUCACUUUGGUGUGAAAAUGGUGUUUCUGCAACAAACAAUGUAAGGGAGAUAACCAUUGAGGAAAAAGUUUUAAAAAGUAAUCUAAUAAAAAAAAAAAAAAUAGUGCUUUGUAACAGACCAAAGAGCCAAUUAAACCACUUCACAGAUCCACGCAGGUAGACUUGACAGAACCAAUUUAACUGUUUUUAAACUGUUUUUACUAACCCAAGCUAAGUAGCACUAGCUGUAAAUGUAUCUUAGAUUAGCUUAACUUACUGUAGCUCAGAAAUAACAACUAAAGUAACUAAAUUAAAUCCACUAAUAGUUAACUCACACUCUAAUUUAAUCUUUGGUCAUCUGUGUAUUUAAAAAAAAAUGGAAAACAAAUUAAAGAUACCAUUUUUAUAGCUCUAGCCUAUGGGCUUUGUAGCAUUUGGACAAAGGCUGCUUGCCUGUUUUUGCUAAGCUAAGGUAACAUGCUGCUGAUUGUACCUUUAGGACACAAAUGAUAUAUAUAUUUCCUAAAAUGUCAAACAAAAGACAGCAUUCUCUGAGGUUUUUGAAAAAAGUGCAAUUAAAAUGGAGCAUCACAGCAUAAACACAAAAGCAGUAUUGUUAGCAAAUUCUUUCCUGUCUCCGUCCAGCAUUUCCCAACAAGCGCCAGUAUGUGUGGCUGCAGUGCACACUGUUAACACCCUUGUCAUAGAAAGGUUACAUGCUUUAUCUGCAGUGUUUUUAAAUUAGACACCUCCAUGUGAUGACAAAGUGAAACCUAUGAUUAGCUCUUAGUUCUGUAAUACAGUUCCACGCCAUCAUGAUAAUGAUAUCUUCUGCUAGGAAAACAGUGUUUUGUUGUCAUAGUGAGGGUUUAGUACUGCAAAUCAGUACUCAGAGCAGUUCCAGUUGCUUGUGAAAUCUUCACAUUCGUGUGUAAGGGGAAUAGUAAGGUGGGUCAGCUAGCACACUAAAUAAACCAGCUGUGAUCUGAUCAAUCUAAUCAGCAGUUUCGCUAAGAAACUGCACAAGUUAAUCACACUGUGUAUAGGAGUUUUUGUUUUGCUAUCUGCAUCCUCAGUUCAAAUAGGAAGACAUUUUUAUGCAACCCCUGAGGGUAUUAAAAGGAAAUCUUUAAAAUUCCAAGACACUAGUCAAAGAUCAUUGAAACAGAAAUAAUCAUGUGUAAAUACAGUUUGCCUUCCCACACCCCUGUGUUUGGAUUGAGAUGUGUCCAUAAAGUACAGCUUUUCUACACAUUUAAAUAUUCAAUGUUAUGCAAAGCUUUUUUUUUAUUUUUUUUUAAUUGCCGUGUACAUGUGUCUUAUCUGCCUUGACUGAGUACAUUUGAUAUAAAAAGAUGAAGAAAUCCAAACUUCUUGAAGGCGUUGCAUUUUGCUUCACUCUGGCUUGCUCCUUGUCCGCUCAUUGAAGUUAUGACAUGUUCCUGCCUCAGCAUGGUAAAAUAAAGGACUUCUGUUGGACUAGAACCAGUUUUAUCUGCCACCUGGAAUAAACUGUGAAAGAUAAAUAAGAGGGGGAAAAAAAACAAUGAAUCCAACUUAUCAAUAAACAAGGUGAAUAAAGGAAUCCAAUAAA